Messenger RNA from Sinocyclocheilus grahami, 1147 nucleotides. RefSeq names its product ras-related protein Rab-38. Lineage: Eukaryota; Metazoa; Chordata; Actinopteri; Cypriniformes; Cyprinidae. Bases 187 to 861 code for a protein of 224 amino acids. The record is from RefSeq and is a predicted model, not a curated record. The transcript has 4 exons. Gene Ontology annotation, cellular component: late endosome; Golgi apparatus; phagocytic vesicle. Gene Ontology annotation, molecular function: GTP binding; GTPase activity. Gene Ontology annotation, biological process: endosome to lysosome transport; phagosome-lysosome fusion.
UCAACGCUGGACCAAAGUCUUCGCAUAGUCCUGAAGUUUAGUUAGGCACACUGUGAUGGGCUUCUUGAACAGAUCAGCAUUACUGGAUAUUUGGCUGAAAGACUCGACAGCGGAUCCGCACGUAUGCUACGAAAAGUUGUCGACAGGCAAAUAAAACAAAAAUGGUCAUGUAUUUAGAGCGCUGAAAUGCAGCAGGAGCGGCUACUCAAAGUUCUUGUCAUUGGAGAUUUGGGUGUGGGGAAGACUUCCAUCAUAAAGCGAUAUGUGCAUCAGGUUUUUUCUCAACAUUACCGCGCGACUAUCGGUGUUGAUUUUGCUCUAAAAGUCCUGAAUUGGGAUCACCAGACAGUUAUUCGACUGCAGUUGUGGGACAUUGCAGGACAAGAGAGGUAUGGCAACAUGACACGUGUGUACUACAGAGAGGCCGUAGGGGCGCUGGUGAUUUUUGACAUGACCCGCGCCUCCACCUUCCAAGCUGUGUUGAAAUGGAAAAAAGAUCUUGAUUCUAAAGUUGCCCAUGGCAAUGGGCGUCCCCUACCAGCUGUCCUGCUUGCCAACAAGUGUGACCAACAGAGAUAUGGUUUGUGUUCCAAACUGCCCAAACUCGACAAUUUCUCUAGGGAUCAUGGAUUUGUGGGGUGGUAUGAGACGUCUGCAAAGGACAACACAAACAUUGAUGCAGCCAUCAUGUGUCUUGUAGAAAAUAUAAUGGCCAUUGACACGGAGGAUGUUCCUGUUAAAUCGGACCCUAGUGUACUGAUCCUCCCUGCUUUUGAUUAUAACCUAAAAGAGCGCAGUGACUCUAGAUGUUCUGUCUGCACAACAUUCCAGUCCAGCAAAAACCCCCACAGUGAAUUAUAGAGUAAGAUGAUGAAAACAACACAGAAUGGAGUGGGAAAGAAAAAUAUAGAGAGAAAAAGAGAUAACGGUCACACCCUUUGUUGUGCCUUCAGAUAGUGCUGAAGUAAGCCUUUGUGGAAAAGACUAGACCAUGAAGUCUUAACACUUAUAUGCACUUACAUUUACACAUACCAAAAACAACAAUGUCAUCAAUAAAACAUGCAGCGUUUACACAGAGUUUUCUCUGAUACUUAAUACAAAUAAUAUUAAUAAAAUAAAAUAUAAAUACUUAAUGCUAUAGACUCAC